Molecule: messenger RNA, 1540 nt
Organism: Dimorphilus gyrociliatus
Lineage: Eukaryota; Metazoa; Annelida; Polychaeta; Dinophilidae
Source: the annotation of a GenBank genome assembly
AAAUCGUACUCAUAACAAUGGCGGACGCAGAGGAAGAAUCCUGUGAAAACUCGACACGAAACGCCAGAAAAUGUAAAGAUAUAUCAGCAUUUUUUGUGAAAAGAGAUUUGAGAGCAAAGAGAAAGCAGAUUUCGGCAAUUUUGAGGAAAGUGAGGGAUGAAAGAACACCUGAAGAGGAUAAAAUACUCACAGAUCAUGCCGAUCUUGUACGAUCCAUUGAACGGAAUUCAAGAGCUAGGCAACGGAUGUUAAACAGAAAAGUCGAAAAAUUGGACAAUGAAAAUGAACUAGAAGAAAAAUGCGCUCAGUUAGCUUUAGCGAUUAGAGACUCAAAAAAUAUGGUAAUUUAUACUGGGGCUGGGAUCAGCACUGCUGCAAGUAUUCCUGAUUACAGAGGCCCAAAUGGCGUCUGGACUAAAAUUCAAAAGGGCGAGGCACCUAGAGCCUGCGAUCCUUCCUUUGCUGUACCGACGUGUACUCAUAUGGCACUUGCUGAGCUGCAUAGACGUUCGCUGAUUAAGCACAUAGUAUCGCAGAAUUGUGAUGGUUUACACCUUCGAUCGGGUAUUCCACGCUCCAAUCUAAGUGAGCUUCAUGGUAAUAUGUUUAUUGAAUUAUGUCCAUUGUGCGGUAAAGAAUACGUUCGCCUCUUUGAUGUAACGGAAAAAACUUCGCUACGCAAGCAUUCUACUGGUCGUAAAUGCUAUUGUGGAAAUGAUUUAAAAGAUACAAUAGUUCAUUUUGGUGAAAAAGGAGGUCUUGGUUCACCUCAACGCUGGCCUGAAGCUCGAGCAGCCGCUGAGAAAGCAGAUUCUAUACUUGUUCUCGGUUCUUCGCUCAAAGUACUAAAAAAGUACUCGUGCCUUUGGCGGACUGACAAAGCUGUUAAUCAAAGGCCAAAUUUGUAUAUUGUAAAUUUGCAGUGGACACCCAAAGAUGAUGUUGCAAAGCUGAAAGUUCACGCUACUUGCGAUGUUGUCAUGAAACUUGUAAUGCAGCACCUCGGUCUUUCUAUUCCUGAUUACGUUCCCCAAUUAGAUCCUCUUUUUAAGACGGCCAAGCCUUUGAAAAGAAGCGAAUUUUCAACAACAACAAGGGUUAGCCUAAUGCCCCCUCUGACACCCCUUCCCGUCGGAGGAGAUCAUAGUUACGCUGCUUAUGGAAUAUACUGUCAGAAUUAUGACGACGAAACAGAAGAAAAACCGGAAAUAAAGGAAGAAACUAUAGAAGAAACUAUGGAAUACGAAGAAGUAAACACGGAUCCGAUUAAUUGUACGAAAAAAGUAACAACUCAACCAGGAUGGUUUGGAAAAGGUCUAAAAAAGCAGACGACUUAUGGUUUAUUCGGUAAAAGGAAGAGAAGAAAAUUGAUUACUGUUGCUACGUAAAAAACAGAUCUUUUUAUGAUGAUAAUUCAACUAUUAUGUAGUUUUUUUUUCGGGGGAGGGAAACAUUAUUUUUUCUCUAUUAAUAUUGGGAAAUUGCCUUUUUUUUGGGGAGAAAGAUAUAUUUAAUACAGCUGUGCUUUUAGCAAUAUUUA